AUGCCCCACGACUUCAAUUACAAAGAACUCGAUUGGGAGCAAUAUGCACUUCACCGGCCCGCCUACCCUGCCCAGCUCUACGACCUGGUCUGCGAGUAUCACCAGUCCCAUGGCGGUGUUUUUGACUCCGCUCUGGACAUUGGUGGCGGCAUUGGAAUCAUAGCCAGAGACUUCUUGUUGAAGAAAUUCAAGCGCGCAACGCUGAGCGACCCCUCCGACGACUACAUAUCUCAGGCCAAACUCGCCCUCGCCUCAUACGCCAGCUCCAAGCAAUUGUCCUUCGUCAAGUCCAAGAUUGAAGAUAUGAGACCAAGCGAUCUUCCCAACGGCCCAGUCGACCUACUUACAGCUGGGACUUCCCUUCACUGGGCUGAUCCCCUUCGGAUCACACCCAGCGCAGCUCAGUUGCUCAAAUCUGGAGGGACCUUUUCAGCUUGGGCUUACGGAGUCCAGCCGCAAUUUGCGGACUCUUUCCCAGCGGUGAAGCCGGCUUGGUCAAAGCUCUUUGAACGGAUGUUCGCAAUAUACGAAGAGAAGCUCGGCAAGCUCACAGAGGAAGGGCCUACCGCCAACAGCAACGCUCGCUUCGACAACAUACCGUUCAAUCCCAAAGAGUGGACCAAUGUUAGAAGGAUCCAGGUGAUGCCCGAGGUAGACAUGCUUGAUAUAGACUUAAACAUUCCAGCGGCCGACAAACGAGUUCUGCCCGAAGUAGAAAGCCAAGAGGUCUUGGAGAACAAUGACUUUGUAAUGCGGACCGUCGAUCAUACUUGGAUCGUAGGCUACCUACGGAGUGUAGUCCCGUUCGUCAAUGUCGAAGAAGAAUUGGCUCCGGAAUUGAAGGAAUURAAGAGCUUGCUGGGAGACAAGGAAUACCAGCUCAGAUGGCCAUUUGCGAUAGUACUCGCGACUCGGAGAUAG
Ramularia collo-cygni is the source of this 921-nucleotide messenger RNA. RefSeq lists its product as uncharacterized. Gene Ontology annotation, molecular function: S-adenosylmethionine-dependent methyltransferase activity. NCBI's taxonomy places the organism in Eukaryota, Fungi, Ascomycota, Dothideomycetes, Mycosphaerellales, Mycosphaerellaceae. The transcript has a single exon. The record is from RefSeq and is a predicted model, not a curated record. Bases 1 to 921 code for a protein of 306 amino acids.